CUAUGUGCCUGUGGAAAUCUGGUCAGAAGGACAGGUACACAGCCCCUGUCUGUGGAUGAGGAUGCCUGCCCACUGGGCCUGCUGCCCAUAGUGUGGCCAGUUCACCACGAGACACUUGGCAUCACCGACAAACAGGAAACAGGGCUCGGUGCAGUAGGUGGAUGGGUACCUGCUAGGGGAGCCCAGUAGGUAGGGCGGCAGGGGCAGAGCAGCUGGUGGGGCCUCUGAGAAGACUCGCAGUCACAGAGCAGUGCCUGCCCCUGAGCUGGGACCUCACUUUUGGGCAUGUGCCUGCCCAGGGAAGCUGCUGCAUGGUAUGUGGGGUGUGAGCAAGAGUGACAGUGGGAAAGGGCCAGCAACCCAAAUGCUGGAGACCUGAGGAGGCUGUGUGUACGUUUCCUGGGGGAGUGCAGCUUGUGAAGGCCACGCACCACUGCAGGUAGACUUAGGAAUCAUGCUGGGUGACAGAGGACCGAACCUGCCUAAUAACAACACUGUUUUGAAGCUUGAAAAUGAAACCACAUAUCUUCAAGGGCAACCGGGGAUGGCCUCACUGCACGCGGUGCUGAGAUGGUGAGGCCCCACCCUAUUCACUGGCUGCCCCAACCUUUCUUGAAGGAGGCCAUCAGGAUGGCUCUGCCUCUUCCCCCUGCCUCCGGCCCCCUGGAAGGCUAUAGGGACCCAGUGUGCUGGCUCCUCCUGCAGCACGGAUGGGCCACCUCUCCUCUCCACGGGCUGUCUCUGAUGGGACUGCCAGACAUUUCCAGGCACCAGCUGGGAAUUGUAUGGUGAAAAAAGCAAGCAUGAAGUUGGCAAGCUUGUUUUGUUUUCUGCUUAUCAUUUUUCAAAUUGACUUUGGACAAAAUGAAGACACUCCCAGGAAGCAGAGGAAGAUGCAUCACCACAGAUGGCAGAGAGGCUCUACGCCCAGCCAUAGUCCCAGCAGACAGCUUGGACUUCGGCAGUCAGGGACAGCCACACCAAUAGCAGCACAGCCCGUGGUGACUGUGGGUCACAGUGUGGAGGAAAAGUUUGAAUCCUUGUUGAGUGUUCUUGGAGUAGAAUCAAGCUAUAAUGUGCUACCAGGGAGAAAGGGGCACUGUGUGGUAAAUGGGAUGGCCAUGCACAACACAGCCGUGUGGUCCCCUGGGCCCUGCACUACCUGCCUCUGCUAUGGUGGAAGAGUGCUCUGCGAUGAGGCCGUGUGCCCCUCACGGGCAUGCCCCCAAACACGCAUACCUGAUGGAGAAUGCUGCCCAGUCUGCUUUGACUCAGAACCAAGAGAACCAUCCAGUGUGCAGCAUGCACCACCGCCACCCCUUCAGGAGGAGAGGGACCACACGGGCAGCAAAGAGGGGCUUGGACUGCAGGAGGAGGAAACCAGAGAGGACGCAGAUGGGGGCAGCCUUCCUGACACAAGGCGGUACAGACAAGGUGGGCAGCAGAGCCCUGGAGAGGAGGGGAGGCAUGCCGGCCGACACAGAGGUCCAGCCAGGGAGCAGGUCAAGGGCGAGGAGCAGGACGACGAGGACGACGAGGACGAGGAUGAGGAGCGGACUGUUAGAGGGAACACGUUCCUGCCACCCUCGUGGCACCCAGGCCCUGCCCUGCCCCAAGCCAUGCCCCGUCUACCCAGCAGCUGCUCCCUGUCUUAUAGGACCAUCAGCUGCAUCAGUGCCCACCUCACACACAUCCCGCCACUCAUGGCACCACAGAUUACAAGUCUGGAGCUCAUUGGCAAUCCCAUCACCUCUGUUCCAGAUGAAGCAUUUAAUGGGUUGCCGAAUUUGGAAAGGCUUGAUCUCAGCAAAAAUAACAUCACCUCUGCAGGCAUGGGUCCAAAAGCUUUCAAGCUUCUGAACAAGUUAAUGCGCCUGAACUUGGAUGGGAACAAGUUGGUAGAGAUUCCUUCCAAACUGCCAUCAACGUUAGAGGAACUGAAAAUCAAUGAGAACAACCUUCAGGCUAUCGAUGAAGAACGCUUGUCAGACUUAAAUCAAUUGGUCACCUUAGAACUGGAAGGAAACAGCCUGAGUGAGGCCAAUGUCAAUCCUUUAGCUUUCAAACCUUUAAAGAGCCUAGCCUACCUGCGUCUGGGAAGAAAUAAAUUUAGAAUUAUACCACAGGGUCUUCCUGCUUCAACUGAGGAAUUAUACCUAGAAAAUAACAACAUUGAAGAAAUAACUGAAAUCUGUUUCAACCAUACCAGAAAGAUCAGUAUCAUUGUACUACGCUAUAAUAAAAUUGAAGAAAACAGGAUUGCUCCUUUAGCCUGGAUCAAUCAAGAAAACCUGGAGUCGAUUGACCUCUCCUACAACAGGCUCUACCACGUCCCCUCCUACCUGCCCAAGUCCCUACUGCACCUGGUGCUCCUGGGGAAUCAGAUCGAGCGCAUCCCUGGCUACGUGUUCGGCCACAUGGAGCCAGGCCUGGAGUACCUCUACCUGUCCUUCAACAAGCUCUCGGAUGAUGGCAUGGACCGCGUCUCCUUCUAUGGGGUAUACCAUUCUCUCAGAGAGCUGUUUCUGGACCACAAUGACUUAAAAUCCAUACCCCCUGGGGUACCGGACAUGAAAGCACUACAUUUUCUGAGGCUGAACAACAACAAGAUACGGAACAUCCUUCCAGAACAAAUUUGCAGUGCUGAAGAUGGUGAUUCAACCCUGGGACAUCUUCAUCUUGAAAACAAUUACAUUAAAACAAGAGAAAUAUCAUCCUAUGCAUUUUCAUGCAUAAGAUCAUAUUCAAGCAUAGUUCUUAAACCACAAAAUAUCAAGUAAUCCAAAUCCCCCUUCAUCUUUUAUAAUUGUACUCAUGAGUCUGUGGUACAGCAUUUGUUAUCAGUAAGGGACACAACCUGACUCGCCGUCCAGAUGAACAGCCCAAAUCAAUAAGUGGCUUUCCAACAGCUGCAGAGUUUCAGCCUCACACUCCAGAAAGAAGCCACUGCGAAGUCCCUUGUGAAAGGCUCUGCACUGAUGUCUAGACUAGGGGCUCCCUAUGUCCCUGUAAAAGUUAUGUGUGUUAGGGUUCAAAGCCAAGAAGUGUACAGCAGGAAAAAAAAAACACCAGGUAGAAUUUAUGUAUUAGUGUUAUUAUCCUACUGUUAAAAUAAUAUUAAUUUUCUGUAAGACACUAUGCCUCAAUUAUUGGCAUAAAUACACCUAAUUACCAGCCUAAAUUUAGUUCCUUCUAUUAAUUACAUUGUAAAAUUAAAACACUAUUGUAAUGUUAGUUUCCUGGUUCAGAACUGUACUAUGUUUAUGCAUGUGGGUUAUUAGCAUUAGGGGGAGCUGGAGGAUAAUAUCUGAAUUCUAUACUACUUCUGAAACUUUUCUGUAAGUCUAAACUUUCUGCACAAAACAGUAAAACAGUAUUUUACUAUCACCCUCAUUAUUCUUUAAACAAGAUCAAAAGACUUUACGGAAAGUAGUGGAGCUUGCUUACAAUAUUGGGUAACUAUCUUUGACUAUAACCUUGUAAAUGUAAACCUACUGCAUGAAAUUUUGAAAAUUUGUCCUCCAUUGGCCAUUGCUGGCACAUAUCGUCCCUCUAAUUUCCUCAAAAGGUAUCCUUUUAUUCAGUUCAAUUUAACAUAAAGUGAUUACUAUGUAUUAGAACCUACUACCCAAACUAUAUAGCAUUAAAUUUUUCAUUAUGUAAUAACCUCUUAUAUUUAUUUAUAAAAUAAUUUAUGAAAGAUACAUAUGGAAACAAUGUCAACUUUUCUUGGUAUUGGGUUCUAUGCCUUGAAAAAGAACACCAGGUUAGGAACUUCAGCUCAGGUUACUCCAGUUUUUCAAACUUCAGUUACUGGGUCUUCCGCCCACUUUCUCACUACCCACUUCACAGAGCAGUAGUGGAAACCAGGCAAUUAAAACAUCUGGAAUGUGGUGUGCACGUGAGUGCACCAGUCACUACAGAUUUUCACAUAAAAUUGAGAGUCACUAGCAUAUUCAAGCAAAGUUGACUGGUCCCUAGGCAACUUCCAAGAUGUGCAUAUUUGAUAUACCCCACUCGAGUUAAUAUUACUUUUAAGCCUUUCUUUCUAAGUGUCCUCUCUCAACAGCUAAGAUUUUGAGAUUACAACAUGAACAAGGGUAAUAUGCUGCAGACAGUUAGAAUCAAGGGCCAAAGGCUUAUGUGUGGCUAAGAACAGAAGUAGAACCUUAUGGGAAAAAAGCUGAGAUUUAUAACCAGUUUAGGAAUGCAAAAGACAGACAAAAACAGAGAGACAGGGCUACCCACUCAUGUAGAGAGCCCAGAGCAACCUGCUCCUCCUCACUGUGGGAGUGUAGACGCUGUGACAUAAAAGCCCUAAGGCAAUCUCAGCCUUUCACAAAGCUGGCAUCUCAGACUGAAAAAUGGGAGUCAACAGAACAAGCGCCCUGGAGCACACAGGCACCCCUCACUCCUGCCCUGUGUACCCUGACUGCCAUCAGCCAGGUCCAGAUGCUGUUCUAGAGACAGGGACUCUGCUCUCUUGGAAUACACUGUAGUAGAGGCAGACAAGCUGCCAACUGGGCAGAUGAUCAAGGAAACAGCCUGCUGUGAUGAAGCCGUAGAGCAGGGGGCAGCAUGCAAGGCUGGGGUCCUGUACUUCUUGGGUUCAGGUGUGCAAGCUACAGGAGUCACAGGGCAACUUGGCCACCCCCAACAGCCCCAGGGUUACACUUCCUGUGUGGAGGGAUGCAUGCUGAGACUCUACUGUGUUCUCAGGGACACCCUGGCAGUGGCAGAAUCUCUAGGAAGUCUGAAAGUCAGACUGACUGAUGGAUGCUUUAUUGUUAAAUUGGAAGAUGCUUUUACUUCAACUGUUUUUAUAAUUUAAAAGAUAGAAUGUCAAGCAUUGAAUUUGUUUAGCCUUGAAACUUCAUGCGCUGGAUAGCAAGUUUGAAUUCCACUAAAAAAAAAGUGAUGAAUGUCCUCUAGCAAAUACUCUUUACAAUAUAAUGUUAAAAACAACCAGAUGUACUGUUUGGCCUAGAAAUAUGCUCUAAUUACUAACACAUAUGUACUCUAAGGAAAUCCUGGCCUAGCCAUGGUCUGAAAACAUUCAUGGUGUGUCCACUUUGCACAUAUGUAAAAGGAAUGCUAACUAGAUUUUAAUUUUGAGGUCUGGCUUAUUGUAGGAGAGACUAUUUCAAAAAGCACUGAAGGUAUGAUAUGGUAAGACAUGUACAGCCUGGAAUGGUAAGGCAAUAAUUUAGGAGCCAGGACACAGGAGUGUCUGGCGUGGUCUCCACUGAUCAAUUUUGCAGUCAUUUUGCUCUUUUAGGACUAUUUGACUCAAACAUAAAACGUUUGGGACAGAUAAGUGGUCUCCAACACAGCUCAUCACAGGUUGGUGGCACCUGGGGUGGGAGUAACCCCAGGGGAUGUACACGCUCUCCCCUCAGCCCAAGCCGCUUCAGAAAGGUCUUGUUGCCCUGGCCUCCUUUUUCUCUGGGACCACUAAACAGGCACUCUAAAUCUCACACCAGUUUCUAGGACUCACAGAAGACAAUGCUGCCCACGCCCUGGUCCUCCCAGCCCCCUGCCCGGCUCUGCCUGUGUUCCUGAGCCCAGCUGGAGCCCAGGGACACUCUUCUCAGGUACAGGGGUCACCAUGGCGUGGGCACAGCCAGUCUCCUGUAUGCUAGGGCAGGAAGGUCUGGCUGGUGUGUCUGCCCUUUGUGCUCUAGAGCUUGGGCUGGGAUUGGCCCCCAGAGCUGCUCCGUGACAACCAGACCACUGACCUCUGACAGGGGACACCAGGAAGGCUGGCUGUAGAAUGCAUGCGGUGGCUGUGGCCCAGCGCUUCAAGGCAUAGGCAGGCUGGCAUCCUGUCUAUGCCAGGCCCUGCGGCUCCCCAUGGAGCAGAUAGGUCAGUGCUCUGCCAGGCUGGGGUACAGAGGAGGGUGCUGAGAGGCUGAGAGGACAGAUGGGGAGCGAAAAUGCUAAGCUGGGGUCUGUGCGGAUCCAUAGGCAAGGACAGGCACCAGGGUGUGUGAGGAGGGGCAAGGGAGCCCAGCCCUCCAGGUGGGCAGGCACCACCCUGGCAUAUCCAACUGUCCUGACCUCAGGGGCUUCCCGAUGUCCAGCUCUACACCCUGCUGCUGACAGAUCUGGCAUAUGAGUUAGGUUUGUACUGAUUAUUUCUUUGCAUAUGGGGUGUUGCAUGGCAGACAAGUAGGGGGUAUAUCUUGUUUCUCCUGAAGGUUGCUAAGCUUAGAAAAACAGAGACAAUUCAUUUAUUGGAUCUCUGUAUCUAUGCCCAAAGGAGACGCUAACUGUUGACCCCCCAGGCUAAACAUCACCCAGUAAGCUGACAUUGGUAUUAACACUACUCCUAAACAAAAGGGGAAGAAGGAAUAUUCAAAACCUAACCAUUUUUAAAUGAAAAUUGAGAAACUGAACUGAAAAAGAUUUCUAUAGGGCCAGAAAAUUAAGGAACAAUUUCUCUUCCUAACAUUCCCUGACAUGGGCACUGGAAAGCACAGAGUGUACUUUGUGAACAAUGAAGUUAUGCUUUGACAACUGGUAAUCAGUUUUCUAAGUCAUCAUUUUUAAACACCCUUUGAAUUACCAGGUUCACAGAUGCUGCCAUAGAAAAAUUAACUACUCAAAAUCCGCUGUUUAAGUGAAACCUCAAAGGGCUGGUAAAGCACUCUGUGAUGUCUCCCCCACCCUCUCCUUUAUGCAGAAGAUGGGUGGGUUUGCUUGCAAGAGAAGCACUCAGACAGUGAAGGAUAACUGAACUAUCCAACUCUCCACAGCUAUGGAUUCUGAUCCUCAGGCAACUUAAAAUUCAAGAACAUUCAAAGCACCCACAAACACAGUGAGGAGCUUCUGCCAGCUCUAACCUAUGUCAGAUGACUCCCGGGGCCCUUAAGCUCUUGAAGCUUAUGAAAAAUAAGGUCUGAUUCCUGUAGAAAGAAGACACAUAUGGUGAUUCUGAACUGGAAUCCUUACUGGCUGCAGACUUGACCAAGCUUAGAUCUGACUUUGUUUCCUCCCUAUGAGAUUAGGGGGAAUGACAUUCACCUCACAAAGGUGCAGGGACAGUCAGGUUAGGUAAUGUCCAUGGCUACUGGACACAGAUGAGGCGGGUGCCCAUUCCUUCACUGAUGUUAUCAGGAAACCAGCAGGCUGGAAGGUCUGAUGACUAGCUCAAGGCUACCAGGCUCUAACUAUAAUAGCUAUGAAUUAUUUAAGGAAAUGGAUUCUUUAGAGUGUGAAAUGCAGUGGGGAGAGCAGCGGACCAGCCUGCAUUCCCCAUGAAGGUCCAGGCCUGGGGGACCCUGCAGCCACACCAGUGACAAACCCUGGCCAGCAGCUUCUGACAUCGCUGCAGGCUCACACCCAAAGACAGCGCAGGGCGAGGCUGGGGGGAGCUCUGGGACCAGGGAGAAACUGGGUCUCUCAGAGUGGAAGCUAUUUCUAGUUAUAGACAUGGGAAUAGUGAAGAAGCAGAGUUUUUAGAAAAAAAUCUUCAUUACAGGGAAGAAAAGUCUGACUUAUAAAUGUGAUUCACUGUGGUUGUUCUAAAAAGAGAGAUACCGCAUUUAGCUUCAAGCUCAGUCAGAGAUGGCCCAUGAGUGGGCCUAGGGGUACUUGCCUUGGCCUCCCCUUCCGCAGCCAGGUGGCACGUGGGGGUAGAUGGCUCUCCCAGGGCAUAAGUGUUUCAUUACUACCCCUGAGGAACCUCAGCUUCAACUGCACUAAUCCAGCGAACCAGACUGUAACCAGUGUCAUCACAUGUUAGUAUAUAUUUGAUCCUGCGUGUCCUAAACAAUGCUUGGGCAUAUUCUAUAAUUUCUUACGUGUCUUUGCUUCUACAUAAAUAGGGAACUAUUGAGACAGUGAGCUCUGUUGGAAUUUGGUCUGUUCUAUGCUGUUAUUUGCAAAAAAGUGAAUGUUCCUACACAGUAAAUAGAGCUUGGUGAAUACACAACUAAAAAAUAAA
Messenger RNA from Manis javanica (Malayan pangolin), 7948 nucleotides. It is a transcript of the gene ECM2, whose product is annotated as extracellular matrix protein 2. NCBI's taxonomy places the organism in Eukaryota, Metazoa, Chordata, Mammalia, Pholidota, Manidae. Gene Ontology annotation, cellular component: extracellular matrix. The record is from RefSeq and is a predicted model, not a curated record. Gene Ontology annotation, biological process: extracellular matrix organization; positive regulation of cell-substrate adhesion. Gene Ontology annotation, molecular function: collagen V binding; heparin binding; protein binding.